Chilo suppressalis (striped riceborer) is the source of this 563-nucleotide messenger RNA. The record is from the annotation of a GenBank genome assembly. NCBI's taxonomy places the organism in Eukaryota, Metazoa, Arthropoda, Insecta, Lepidoptera, Crambidae.
CUAUAAUAUGGAAACCAAAAAAAAUGGUCGUUCUUCAGUAUACCUUUUUAGCCCGGUAUACUCUACGCUACUAGGUCGUACAAUGUAUGUAGUCUGGAAUAAUAUUAUUAAAUAAACUAUUUUUACUUACCUAUAGUUUUUUUCUUUUCUUCGGAAUCUCCAGCUUCACAAAAAAUCUUGACGAUUUCUUCCCAGUUCCUGCGUUUUAUGGUUCUAUUGGAAUAAUCUGAUGAUUCCAUAUGGCUGCCCUUUUUUCAAUUUCAUCAAUAAAAAGUUCCGUAUCGAAGUUAUCACGCUCCAUCGUUACAAAUACGUCCACUCGCAACGGACUCGCGCGUAGUACUGGACGCAGCAAUGGCACCCGAGUAUCUCGACUCGCGCGUCGCUCGCGCGUUAAACGCGCGAGUCGAGAAUCCCGCUCAUUGCACGCGUUUUACGCGCGAGUGAGGAUACGCGCGUAGGCAUCUGGACGGGAUAUAUGUAGCUCUAGUAUCUCGGAUACGCGCGAGUGUCAACACGCGUGUGGACUCGCGCGUAAAACGCCUCAUCUGGACAGGCUCGUA